GCGGGCCUGGACGUGCGGAGUGAAAGCGAAAGGCCAAGCCGAGAGCCGGGAGACCGAAGAUCUUGCAACUGGAGCAGCAUGGCCAAGCCUUGUGGGGUGCGCCUGAGCGGGGAAGCCCGCAAACAGGUGGAUGUCUUCAGGCAAAAUCUUCUUCAGGAGGCAGAGGAGUUCCUCUACAGUUUCUUGCCACAGAAAAUCAUAUACCUGAAUCAAGUCUUGCAAGAGGACUCUCUCAACGUGGCUGACCUGACCUCUCUCCGGGCUCCACUGGACAUCCCCAUCCCAGACCCCCCACCCAAGGAUGAUGAGAUGGAAACAGAUAAACAGGAGAAGAAAGAAGUCCCUAAGUGUGGCUUUCUCCCUGGAAAUGAGAAGGUUCUCGCCCUACUUGCCUUGGUUAAGCCAGAAGUAUGGACUCUCAAAGAAAAAUGCAUCCUGGUAAUCACAUGGAUCCAGCACCUGAUCCCCAAGAUUGAAGAUGGAAAUGACUUUGGAGUGGCAAUCCAGGAGAAGGUGCUGGAGAGGGUGAAUGCGGUCAAGACUAAAGUGGAAGCCUUCCAAACAACCAUUUCCAAGUACUUCUCAGAACGUGGGGAUGCUGUGGCCAAGGCCUCUAAGGAGACUCAUGUAAUGGAUUACCGGGCCCUGGUACAUGAGCGAGAUGAGGCAGCCUAUGGGGAUCUCAGGGCCAUGGUGCUGGACCUGCGGGCCUUCUACGCUGAGCUUUAUCAUAUCAUCAGCAGCAACCUAGAGAAAAUUAUCAACCCAAAGGGUGAAGAGAAGCCAUCUAUGUACUGAGCCCAGGGCCAGAAGGGAAAUAAAUGAUCUAUGCUUUGUGUGGAUUA
Suricata suricatta (meerkat) is the source of this 845-nucleotide messenger RNA. RefSeq names its product proteasome activator subunit 2 (gene PSME2). The record is from RefSeq and is a predicted model, not a curated record. NCBI's taxonomy places the organism in Eukaryota, Metazoa, Chordata, Mammalia, Carnivora, Herpestidae. The transcript has 11 exons. Gene Ontology annotation, biological process: positive regulation of endopeptidase activity; regulation of G1/S transition of mitotic cell cycle; regulation of proteasomal protein catabolic process. Gene Ontology annotation, cellular component: nucleoplasm; proteasome activator complex; cytoplasm. Gene Ontology annotation, molecular function: endopeptidase activator activity. Bases 79 to 798 code for a protein of 239 amino acids.